This is a messenger RNA of Setaria italica (foxtail millet), 870 nucleotides long. RefSeq names its product eggshell protein 2A. Lineage: Eukaryota; Viridiplantae; Streptophyta; Magnoliopsida; Poales; Poaceae. The coding region runs from base 195 to 587 and encodes 130 amino acids. The transcript has a single exon. The record is from RefSeq and is a predicted model, not a curated record.
GCCGCACCGCCCCACCCACCCGCCUCCACUUUCCCCAAGGUCUCGCCACCCCACUUGCCUUCUUCUCGCUCCCCUCUCGCGUCCCCGUCGCCCGCCAUAAGUAGCUAGCGCUCACACCAGCAGCUACUACCUAACCGCAGCUCACAAGCAACCCCCCCCCCCCCCCAACCAGAGCCCGAGCACCGCCGCCAACCAUGUCCCCGACCAAGACCACCUUCGCCGUCGUGCUCCUCACCGUCCUCGCGCUGUCGGCGCCGCUCGCCUCGUCCGCCGCCGCAAACCCGGGCGGCAACCCGGGCGGGUUCUUCGGCGCCGGGAUGCCGUGGUUCGGCGGCGGAGGCGCCGGGGGCCCCGGCGCGGGCGGCUUCUUCGGCGGGUGGGGUGAGGGCGGGCGCGGGUACCGGCGCGGCGCGGUGGUGCCGCCCUCCAUGGUGUGCGCGGAGCAGGGGCCCUGCCGCGGGAAGCGCCUCACCUGCCCGGCCCGGUGCUUCAGGUCCUUCAGCUACAAGGGCGCCCACGGCGGCGGCGGCGGGGGAGGCGGCGGGUGCAGCUUCGACUGCACCACCCGAUGCGUCGCCACCUGCUGAACCCGCCUCCGCGGACGACGACGGGUUGGAUCAUAUGGAUGGCGCGCACGCACGUGUUGCUCUGUGUGUCAGACUGUCAGUAGCUUGAUUAGCUAGCUAGCUAGUAGUAAUACUACCAGUGGUUUGGUUGUGAUGGAGCUGAGUGAGAGAGACUUGAUUAGUGGCAGUGACGAGCGGUGCUCGUGAUGUGCGCGCGCGUGUCUGUAAAUUUCAGCCGUCGCGGGUCGUAUGAUCUGAUCAAUAAGACGGACGGAUGAAUAAAACGAGGAUUUCGUGAUCUUCA